This is a messenger RNA of Stomoxys calcitrans (stable fly), 3784 nucleotides long. RefSeq lists its product as uncharacterized. Gene Ontology annotation, biological process: proteolysis. Bases 496 to 3165 code for a protein of 889 amino acids. Lineage: Eukaryota; Metazoa; Arthropoda; Insecta; Diptera; Muscidae. The transcript is spliced from 4 exons. The record is from RefSeq and is a predicted model, not a curated record. Gene Ontology annotation, molecular function: metallodipeptidase activity.
AACUAAGGUUGUAUCGUCUGAAUCGUAUCGGAGGCCUAAACAUUUUUAAAACGGUUUUUUUUUCUGGAGGAAUGGUUACUACAAUGGGCCAUUAGAGGCAAUAUGGCAGAGAGUUGAAAUUGGAGAAGCAUUUAAAGUAAAAAAAAACAGCAGGCCGAGAGCAAGAAAAAUUUAAAUAAAAAAGGAAACAAAAGAACAAAAUUACAAGGAAAUAAAGAAAAAAAUUCUUUUAUAAAAAAAAACCUAAAACGUUGAAGAAAUUGUAAAAAACGUUUCCCGAAGACUUUCUUUAUUAAACUUUUACUGCUGCGAGGUGUGUUUUUGUCUUGGUGUUUGUGUCUGUGCACCUGUUUGUAUACCUUUAGGCCAGUGAGUGUGAAAAAGCCGGCAAUUUGUUUUUCCCCUCCCUUUAUCCUGCCAUUCUAAACAGAACAAAGUAGUCACUAUCUUCAUGUCCCUUUGUAAGAAUUAGAAAACAAAAACUAAAUAAACAACAUGGAUUUGCGCCCCUUGACCUACGAGGAAAUGUGCCAAAUGGAAUUGAUGCAUGCCGGCUCUACAUGUGGCGGUGCAGGUGGCGGCACCCUUACUGCAACUACCCCCCUUAAUAUACCGCAUUCGGGCUCUGGUACAUCCACCACCACGACCAUGUUACCCAUUAUGGUGAUACCCACAGCCAUGAUGCCCCCAGGAACACAUCUGAUAAAUGCCUCCUCUGCAGCCGGCACAGUUGGCGAUUGCGAGGGCAACAGUGAGCAGACGACGACAACAGGCCCUCCGCACGCCCAUUUCUAUCAACUACAACCCACACAUAUAUUGGCCACGACGACGCCAGCGAAUACAGAAUUUACACUGGGCCCAACGCCCACCACGGCUUUGCUGUUGCAGUCGGCGGCACCAAGCAACACCGUCGGCAGCAGCAGCAAUGAACAACAGCUUCCACAGCUGCAACAGAUUCCACAACAACAACCACAGACCCUUAACAUCCUGUAUACAGGUACUCUGAAGCCUUCCAUGAAGGCAGCCCACUUUAAUGGCCUAUCCACAGCAGCUGCACCAGCAACACAAGGCACUACCAACAAUAAUCCCCUUAUGGCGGCAGGACUCAAUUCUCACUUGGAGUGUGCCACUUUACCGCGUAACUUUCAACCCACAGCCUUGUCCACCAAAGUGCUGCCCCUCACCCAACAGGAUGAGAGUGAUUUUGAGGGUAGUGAAUGUGGUGCGAGUGUCUCCACCACCACCUGCAUUCCCCAUUUCCGUUUUGGCGGUUGUGGGGUUAUACUGCAGCCAACUCAAAACAUCAAUGCCCAUAAUGCAUCCAAUGCUGCUGCAGCGGACCACCCUCAAGUCAUUGGCUGUGCGUCGCUCAGCCAUAUGAUGGGCACUUUUGCCUCUGCUGCCGGCGAUGCCAUGCAUACGGGAGGCCGCAAUUUGGCUGGCACCUUGGGACGUAAUCGUCGUUCGCAAUCCACCAGCGGUAGUCAUACUAAUGACCAGGUUACGCAAACCCCCAAACGGGUAUCGUUUAAGGGUGUCGAUCUACCGCCUCCCUCACCGGAAGAAAUGCAAAUGUUGGAUGGCUCGCAGGUGGCAGUGCAUAACAUGGAUGCGUUCAACAAUUGCUCGUAUAUGAAUUUCGAUCAUUUUAUGGAUUAUCAGACCACCGGCUUCGGCGGUUUACCCGAUGUUACCGAACACUCGAACAUCAGACGCAAUAUCUCCCGCCAAAAUUCCACCUCCAACAGUGAUUCGGGUGGCGAAAUCGCCAGCAUACAGAAGUCCAAAGUCAACUUCAACAACGACACCAAAUCCCCCUCUGAUGUCAGCAAUCCCAUUGUCGUCGAUACGGCGGCCAAGGCAAAGCGUAAAUCGAAAGUCUCACAACAGCAUGCCCACGCCGCCAUGGUGGGUGGUCAUCAGCACAAGCUAACCGGACGCAAUUCCUGUGUGAUUGCUCUGACGCUGCUGGUGGCACUGUCUCUGUUGGCUGUGGCCGCGACGCUGCUGUAUCAGCACUUCGUCAUGGCGCCCAGCCGCAACUCACACACCCAAAGACUGAAGAUUGUCAAGCGGAUAUUGCGGGACGUGCCAUUGGUGGAUGGUCAUAAUAACUUUGCAUGGAAUGUACGCAAAUAUGCCCACAGCAGUCUGGAAUUGGUCCAUGUCAGCAAUGAUAUAAAUCACAAAUCGAUGUGGGUGCGACCGGCCUGGGCGCAAACGGAUAUGGAGCGCCUCAAGAUGGGUCAAGUGGGCGUACAAGUCUGGUCAGCCUAUGUGCCGUGCGAGGCACAAGGUUUGGAUGCUGUCCAAUUGGCAUUGGAGCAAAUCGACAUAAUCAGGCGCCUCACCGACAUGUAUCAUCAGGACACGAUAUUGGUGCAGUCAUCGAAAGACAUACAAAUGGCCCAAAGGCAAGGACUAAUUUCAUCUCUGAUUGGCAUAGAGGGUGGUCAUGCCAUAGGCUCUUCUUUGGGUGUAUUGAGAUCGUUUUAUUCGUUGGGUGCUCGCUAUCUAAGCUUGACGCAUAAAUGCGAUGUCUCCUGGGCCGGGUCAAGUUCGACGGCCAUUGAUGCAGGACUAUCGCAAUUUGGCAAAGCCAUAAUACGCGAAAUGAAUCGCCUGGGUAUGAUGAUUGAUUUGUCAUACAGUUCGGAUACCACAGCACGUGAUGUCUUAUCGGCCACCCGGGCUCCAGUCAUUUUCUCACAUUCGGGGGCCCGACAAUUGUGCAACUCCACACGAAAUGUUCCCGAUGAUAUCCUACGCUUGGUGGCUGAAAAUGGAGGCUUAAUAAUGGUCAGCUUCGAUUCAGAGGAUGUGUCCUGUGGCCGUCAAUCACGACUGAAGGAUGUGGUGGAUCAUAUCAAGUAUAUAAGGGCCAUAGCGGGCAUACAACAUAUUGGCCUGGGAGCUGGCUACGAUGGCAUUGAAUUGCCCCCCAUUGGCCUCGAGGAUGUAUCAAAAUAUCCAGAUUUGUUGGCAGCCCUGCUGGAGGACAGCAACUGGAGUGAAGAGGAUGUGGCCAUGUUGGCUGGUAAGAAUUUCUUGCGCAUCAUGGAGACAGUAGAGAAUGUAAGGGACUAUUGGAAGAGGGCUGCCAUUCAACCCAUCGAACAGACUGAGGCGCAGCCCAAAAGUCACUGCGCCUAUAUGGCUUCGUGACCCCAGGCUCGGGCCAUUGUGCGAAAGACACGUCAUGUGGCCGAUUUUUGGCAUUAUGAAAUGGAUAAACACAAUGAAACUACUAAUGAAACUGAUGCUAAGCAGGAUGUAAGUGGAGGAUCAAUGCCUCCAGCACUAAAAGCAUUGCCUCUUAUGGCAGCCGCAACGGCCCAAGGCAGCGAGGAAACGAAUAAUCAAACAAUGAAAUCAACUAUGGCUAGAAGUGAAGUUAGUCAACAGUUAGAAAUAAUGAAAUUUAAUUUCUAAGAUAAAAAUUACAUAGCGAUAAGAACGAACUUUGCAUUGGCUGGACCACUUGGAAUUUUGCAGCCACCCAGCAAAAAUGUGGAAAAAAAUGAAGCAAAUCAAAACAUUAUUCGAUGUUGAUAAGAGACAACCCUAUAGUUGACAUUUUACAAGGUAAUGCAAUUUGUAUUGGCCCCUGAAAAGCAAAAAAAAAAAAAUUAUUUAUAGCUGUAAGUAAGUCAUUCUUUAUUUAGAAUAGUCAAAAUAUAUGCAAUUCUUACAAACCCCCAAAAUUAAACAAAACGUUAUAACAAUCUCCAAAAAUUAAGUUACAGCAAAUCAUAUAUAAAAAAUAAGGCACAUAAAGUUAUUA